This is a messenger RNA of Plenodomus lingam JN3, 1569 nucleotides long. RefSeq lists its product as uncharacterized. Gene Ontology annotation, molecular function: mRNA binding. Gene Ontology annotation, biological process: ribophagy; protein deubiquitination. Gene Ontology annotation, cellular component: cytosol; ribonucleoprotein complex; Ubp3-Bre5 deubiquitination complex. Lineage: Eukaryota; Fungi; Ascomycota; Dothideomycetes; Pleosporales; Leptosphaeriaceae. The record is from RefSeq and is a predicted model, not a curated record.
AUGGCAACCAGCGAAUCGUCCGGCCCUGUCAAUGGCAACUACGCGCCGCAAGGCUACGAGAAUAGCUACUCCACCGGCGCCUCCAACUUCACACCCAGCCAGCAGCCCACGGCCCAACCCGCACAGCAAGCACCCGCCUCUGAAAUCCCCAAGGACGAGGUCGGCUGGUACUUUGUCGAGCAGUACUACACCACCUUGAGCAAGAGCCCGGACCGCCUCUACCUGUUCUACAACAAGCGCUCCCAGUACGUCUCUGGUGUCGAGGAGGAGAAGGUCAAUGUGUGCCUCGGCCAAAAGGCUAUCAAUGAGCGCAUCAAGGAGCUCGAAUACAAGGACACCAAAGUCCGCGUCACGAACGUCGAUUCGCAGGGCUCCGACGCCAACAUCGUCAUCCAGGUCAUCGGUGAGAUCUCCAACCAAGGCCAGCCUCACAGGCGCUUCGUCCAGACCUUUGUCCUCGCCGAGCAGACCAACGGUUACUUCGUACUGAAUGACAUCUUCCGCUACCUUGCCGAGGAGCCCGAGGAGGACGAGGAGGCUCAGCAGGAUACUGCCAAUGGCGUUGUCGAACCCGCACCCACCACCGCUGUUCCUGAGGCCGAGGCCGACCAAGCUGCGACCAGCGAGGAGGACCUGAACAAGGUUGACGACAAAUUAGAGGAGGUUGCGCAGGAGCAGCCAUCCGACGACACUGCUGCUGCCGCCGCCGCCGCCGCCCCGCCUCAGCAGGAAGCGGAGGAGACCCAGCAGCCCCAGGCCGAGGAGGCGCCUGAGGCCAUCACCGAGGACGCGAGCAAGGAAACCGAAGUCCCUGCUACUGAAGAGGCCACCGAGCCCGAGAAGCCUGCCGCGCCUGCUCCUACACCUGCUCCCGCGGCACCCAAGGCUGCGCCCGUCGCCAUGCCCACUGGCCCACCGAAGCCCAGGACUUGGGCCAGUCUCGCAGCCUCUGCACAUAAAGUUGCUACUCCAGCCGUGCCGGCACCUGCCCAGCAAGCCGCUUCACAGACGAAGGCCGCCGCCCCGUCGCAGCAGGCUGCUGCUACGCCUGCCCCUGCAAAGGAGACUGCUCGCGAACAGUCCCCUGCGAACAGCCAAGGCGAAGCUGCUGGCUGGCAGACUGCUACCGGUCACAAGAAGGAGCAGUCUCGUGCCCAGAACCCGGGGCCUGCUGCUGACCCAGACCAGAAGCGCGCGUACAUAAAAAAUGUAUUCCCCCAGGUCGAGGAAGCUGCUUUGAGAAGCCUUCUCACCAAGUACGGUGAGAUUGACUACCUCGACAUCAACCGCACCAAGAAUUGCGCCUUUGUUGACUUCAAGACGCCCGCUGGAUUCCAGGCGGUUGUAGCCGCCAACCCGCACUCUGUCAACGGUGUUGAGAUCAAGGUCGAAGAGCGUCGUGCGAACCCUGGACAAUUCGGCGGCCGUGGAGGCUUCUCUCGCGGUGGCGCUCCACGAGGCCGCGGCGGGGUGGGUGGUGGAGCGCCUCGCGGCAACUUCAACCCUCGUGGGCGUGGUGGUCCAGCCCGGGGCGGGCGAGGCGGUGCUUCUGCUCCUCAGGAGGCUUGA